ACCCCGGGCCGGCGGCGUAGCGAAGUUCAGUGUCUCUUAUUUUCGGUCGGUUGAUGCACUUUCGCCGAACCCGUCUGGGAACUUCAAGUUUUUCGAUUUUUUUUUUCUAAAUUUAUUUUUUAGCUUUUGUUUCGUUUUGAAACUGAUUCAAAAAUCGAGUACAUAUAGUGGUUUAAAUUAUACCUAGAGAUUUUGAAAGAAUAUGAAAUAAAAGUUCCAGUAUUUGAACCAUGGCAAGAGGUAUAACCAGAGUAUGCGUCAGUAAUAAGCAGUUUCUUCAAUUGAGGCUUAAAAACGCGGUAUUUUGGGAGAAAUUCGGCAAGAGGCAGUUUUCAAAAAGCCAACCUGCAAGGAAAGAUGCCGAGGUAAAAGGGAUACCUUAUAAUAAACUCAGUAUCGGAGUUCCAAAAGAGAUAUGGAAAAAUGAGAAAAGGGUGGCAAUUACUCCUUUGGUAACCCAGACCUUAACGAAAAAAGGCUUCAAUGUUCACAUAGAAGAGAGUGCAGGGGUAUUAGCCAAAUUUAGAAACGAAGACUACGAACAAGCCGGUGCGAAGCUCGUUGACACCAAAAAAGUAUUUGAUUCAGAUAUUAUUUUAAAAGUAAGACAACCUCUAAACACGGAAGUUCCUAAGUUUAACGCGGACUCUACGCUCAUAUCGUUCCUAUAUCCUGCCCAAAAUGCUGAGCUCGUGCAACAGUUGGGAGAAAGGAAAAUCAACGCGUUCGCAAUGGACUGUAUUCCCAGGAUAUCCAGGGCCCAAGUAUUCGACGCUCUUAGUUCCAUGGCCAACAUAGCGGGUUAUAGAGCUGUCAUAGAAGCUGCCAGCCACUUUCCCAGAUUCCUCUCUGGUCAAAUAACUGCAGCAGGAAAAGUCCCACCUGCGAAAGUGCUCGUAAUUGGAGGUGGCGUGGCAGGCCUGGCGGCCAUUGGUCAGGCCAAAUGUAUGGGAGCAGUCGUCAGGGCUUUUGACACCAGGUCUGUGGUCAAAGAACAAGUUGAGUCGCUCGGAGCGGAAUUUCUCACCGUCACUGUUGAGGAAGAGGGUGGAGAUUCUGGCGGUUACAGUAAAGAAAUGUCUCAAGAAUUCAUUGACGCGGAACACGCCCUAUUCGCUAAACAGUGCAAAGAAGUGGACAUAAUUAUAUCCACGGCUUUGAUACCUGGAAAAAAGGCCCCUGUACUGUUAUUAAAAGAACAUAUAAUGAGUAUGAAACCGGGCAGCGUCGUUGUCGAUUUAGCCGCCGAAGCUGGCGGCAACAUUGAGACAACCAAACCCGGACAGAUUUACACGUUCAAUGACGUCACUCAUAUAGGACUCACGGAUUUUCCUAGCAUGUUGCCUACGCAGAGUUCCACUUUAUAUGCGAAUAACAUUUCGAAGUUCUUACUGUCAAUAGGCGAAAACAACCACUUCAACAUCGACUUAAACGACGAGGUGGUGCGGGGCAGUAUUAUCUUGCAUAAGGGCGAACUUAUGUGGCCUCCGCCGAAACCUACGGGACCACCGGCAGUUACUGCCCCCAAGAAAACGGAGAACGUUAAGGAAACCGCUAAAAUUAUCGAAACGGUUGAUCCGUUUAAGAGCACUUGUAACACCGCUUUAAUGACGACAGCAGGUAUUGGCAGUAUAAUUGGCUUGGGCAUGGUAUCCCCCAACCCGGAAUUCACGUCAAUGCUCACCGUCUUGGGUUUGUCGGGCUUAGUCGGUUACCAUACAGUGUGGGGUGUCACUCCCGCCUUACAUUCCCCCCUUAUGUCAGUUACCAAUGCUAUAUCUGGAAUUACUGCUGUCGGCGGUUUACUUUUGAUGAACGGAGGCUAUUAUCCUACAAAUUCUGUUGAGAUGUUAGCUGCCGGAGCGGCCUUCGUAUCAUUCAUCAACGUCUUCGGAGGAUUUUUAGUCACCAAACGGAUGUUGGACAUGUUCAGGAGACCCGGUGAUCCACCAGACUACAACUCUCUGUACGGAAUACCGGCCGCGGUAUUUUUAGGCGGUUACGGCUACGCAGCCAUGGCCGGAUUAGCUGAGGUGCAUCAAGCCGCUUACUUGGCUGCCUCCCUGUGCUGCGUUGGCGCUCUAGCUGGUCUUAGCAGCCAAACAACCAGCCGUUUAGGCAAUAAUCUUGGAAUAAUUGGGGUAGCGGGUGGCAUAGCAGCUACUUUAGGUCAAAUAGCCCCCAGUAACGAGGUGUUGGCCCAAAUGGCAGCCGUGGCUCUCGGAGGCGGUGCCAUAGGGUCGAUUAUCGCCAAAAAGAUCCAGAUUACGGAUUUGCCUCAGCUGGUAGCAGCUUUUCACAGCUUGGUGGGUAUGGCCGCAGUCCUGACGUGCAUUUCGACCUACAUCCAUGAUUUUCCAACCUUCGCCACCGAUCCCGCUGCGAACGUAAUUAAAACAGCCCUGUUCCUGGGAACAUACAUCGGCGGGGUUACAUUCAGUGGUUCGCUUAUAGCCUACGGGAAACUUCAAGGUAUCCUCAAGUCGAACCCGUUGCUCUUACCGGGACGUCACGCCUUAAACUCGGGACUCCUAUUGGCCAACAUUGCCGCCGGUGGAUACCUGUUUUAUGAUCCCACAUUGGCCGGUGGUCUGGGAGCUUUGGGAACCACCGCCGCUCUCAGUUCUGUCAUGGGCGUUACUUUAACUUCGGCAAUUGGAGGUGCCGACAUGCCGGUAGUGAUAACCGUCCUAAACAGUUACUCGGGGUGGGCCCUUUGCGCCGAAGGGUUCAUGUUGAAUAACAACUUGAUGACCAUCGUGGGCGCCCUCAUUGGGUCAUCUGGCGCAAUUUUAUCGUACAUUAUGUGCAAAGCGAUGAACAGGUCUUUACCGAACGUUAUUCUUGGCGGUUACGGUACUUCUAGUACCGGCACCGGAAAACCCAUGGAGAUAACCGGCACUCAUACCGAGAUUAACUUAGAUGGUGCGGUGGAUUCCAUUAAGAACGCCAGGAAUAUUAUUAUCGUACCGGGGUAUGGGCUUUGUGUCGCUAAAGCACAGUACCCGAUCGCUGAGAUGGUCGAUGCCUUGAAGAAGAAGGGAAAGAACGUUAGAUUUGCAAUUCAUCCAGUUGCAGGUCGUAUGCCUGGUCAGUUAAACGUUUUAUUGGCGGAGGCGGGUGUCCCGUACGACGACGUCUUCGAAAUGGAAGAGAUAAACGAAGACUUUGAUAAUACGGACUUGGUACUGGUAAUCGGUGCUAACGAUACCGUUAACAGUGCCGCAGUUGAUGAUCCUAACUCCCCUAUAGCCGGUAUGCCGGUGCUGAACGUGUGGAAGUCCGACCACGUUAUCGUUAUGAAGAGAUCACUCGGUGUGGGAUACGCAGCCGUGGACAAUCCGGUCUUCUUCAAACCGAACACCUCAAUGUUAUUAGGAGACGCAAAGAAAACGUGUGACGCCCUCUUGCAUAAGAUCUUGCAAGACGUUUAAGGCUGUGCCAAAUUGUAUACUCAUACCCCGAUAUUGUUAUUAGCUAAACUCGUUUGCAUUUUUUUUUUAAAUUAGUUGUAAGACUUGUACAUUUUUAAAGGCAGGAAGAGAGGACCCAGUGAACGUGAAAAUAUUAGGAUCUAAGUCAUAAAAUAUAUUUUUAGAUAUUACAUACUUAUGCAAAACAUGUUUUUUUUUAUGUGUAUAUUCUUGGAAACUAAUUUGUAUAGAUACUGCGCGUAAACUCAAUUAUUAGUGUAAUUUUAAAACUCGUUAGAUACCAGCAUUGUUUUCAAUUUGUAAGUAAUAUCGUUAAAUAUCCAAAAAAAAAAGAAACGUGUCAAAUUAUAUUUUUAUAAAGCUCCUUUGUUCGGUUGUAAUAUACACUCAUAUUUAAAUAAGAAUAUAUAAUUACUAAUGAUAAUUUUGCCCUUUUAAAGUAUUGUCAUGUAUUUUAAAAUCUAAGGAGAAACAUAGUCUGAGUUGUACAAUUUUCUGUACAGAAAUAUCCUCAGGAAGAUGUCAAAUUUCCUUCCGUACGUUGUAAAUAACCUUAGAACAUUAUUACCCGAUCGCGGGUUUAACCAUCUAAAACUGUAUUGUAUAUUGUAUUUUGCUAUUGUACGCAUACAUUUUGAUUAAAACUUUAUUAUAUUUUGUA
Anthonomus grandis grandis is the source of this 4095-nucleotide messenger RNA. RefSeq names its product NAD(P) transhydrogenase, mitochondrial-like. The transcript is spliced from 19 exons. Bases 231 to 3434 code for a protein of 1067 amino acids. The record is from RefSeq and is a predicted model, not a curated record. Gene Ontology annotation, cellular component: mitochondrial inner membrane. Gene Ontology annotation, biological process: NADPH regeneration; proton transmembrane transport. Lineage: Eukaryota; Metazoa; Arthropoda; Insecta; Coleoptera; Curculionidae. Gene Ontology annotation, molecular function: NADP binding; NAD binding.